This is a messenger RNA of Penicillium pulvis, 198 nucleotides long. RefSeq lists its product as uncharacterized. The transcript has a single exon. Lineage: Eukaryota; Fungi; Ascomycota; Eurotiomycetes; Eurotiales; Aspergillaceae. The record is from RefSeq and is a predicted model, not a curated record. The coding region runs from base 1 to 198 and encodes 65 amino acids.
AUGUUGAAAGUGGCAUUUGUCUCUAAAUCGGCCUUCGGUAUUGAAGGCACCAUGAAUCAUGCGACCUUCCCUGUUGCUCCAUGGGAGAGAGAGCUGUCUGAGCUGGCUCAUCAACGGCAAUAUCAACAUAACCCAGGCAUCGGUGUGGCCUUUACCAAGGCCGGUUGUGAAUUGUCCCAGGUUAUUUUCAUUCUGUGA